AUGGAUUGGCUCUUGAGCGCCUUUCUCGUACUUUCGGCAAGUCUGGAUGUCGUCAAAGCGCAGAACUUGGCUCUGGAACAGCCGCAGUUGAGUCCCGAGCUUGUCUGCGGCUUCCGAUGUAUGGCCAAAUGUCUCUCUUCGGUUCGUUUAUUUGUUUGAGAUUUCUUGGAAAAUUGGGAAAAGCCUUUUCUCUCUGAAAACACUUUUUUCAAGGCUGUUAUUAAUCCUAAAGAUUUAUUAUUCGAAUGUUUUUAGCGACUUCCUUUAAAAAUUAUUUGUUUUAGAAUUCAUCUAUCGAAUUUUGCCGCCAGACGUGCCUGCCCUACUCAUUCAAAAGUCCUUGUGUAAGCUUUAAAAGUUGAAAACGUGCCUAUUCUGUGAACAAAUCAGACGACAGACAGCUGCCGCGCGAACUGUGAUGACUUGGGUCCUCCUCGAACUUUGGCUUCGCCUCCCAAUCUUCGCAGUUCGAAGCAGAGCGGCGGCAACGACCUUCUCUGGGAUCCUGUGUCUGGAGACGUCGUCUACGUCCUUCUAUACAAAAUCGCUUCGGCGGUGGGCUACGAUACAAACGACUUCAUUGUGAGUGCUAAAAUUGUAUAUCAUAGUUUGAACGCAAUAGCUCAAAGCUUCAAUAGUUUCUUUAGAUAUUAGCGAUUGCUCCUAAAAUCGAUUUUCUAGAUGACACACACCUCAUCAAGAAAAAAAAAUUCGGAUUCCUACAUUUUUCAGGUUUCUCGGCAACCAAAAUUGACUAAUUUCGUCCCCCCGAAACUUUCAAUUUGCAACGCUUUUGACGCCAGGUUCAACUUCUACUCUCACAACUUGGAAGAACUUCUUUUUUUCUCAGAGUUUCCGCCUUUUCUGCGGACGGAGCCGCACCUUUCAGCUCUGUUCUCCGAGUUUCUCCGCCAUCGCCUCAAGUCAACCCGAAGCUUUCGUUGCUGGAUACUGAGUAUCUCGUGAGAAAAGUUUCAUCUACAGACAAUUUUCUUUUUUUUUUAGAAUCGUCCUUUUGUCAGCGAUUUUUAUGAAGCAAAUGGUACUUUGCGGGUCAACUUUCAUUACGACAUUAUAUGUAAGUCUGAUUAAUUUUUCAAACUGAUGGUGGAGAAUAUUAUGUUAAUUGUUUUUGAACAGAUUGGCCCCCAGGUGAGAAAGAUCUGGAGGUCACGCCACUGUUUCAUCUGAUUGCUUGCGCGAAGCCGGAUCUCAGCCAGGGCUAUCCUUUGCCCGAAUUCGUGAGUUUUCCAAUCUUUCUGUUUUCCCAGUUUUUAUCACCUUCAAUAGUGCGAUUCUGAACUCUCUUGAAAUAGAAAAGUUGCAGAUGCAAUCGGGUCAGCCUCAAACAUUGUCGGGAGAAAUGGGCGCUGAUCUGAUGUACCGAGAAUGUCGAUUUGUGUAUUAUCUACAAGUUAGUUCAGCAGUUUCGGAAUGACAGAACAAAUGGAAGAUUUCAGAGCGCCCGAAGUCGAAUGUGUGGAACUUCGAGUGAAAUGCACUCGCCACCGCCGGACGCUCUGCAAACGAUGACUAUCAGUGGGUUUUCUGAGUUUUUAAAAUUAAUAAUGCAAUUGGCUUGCCUAGUUCAUCGUUACAAUGAGAAGACUGUCUUCCACUAAUUUUUUGGUUAUCUAACUGUAUUCGACUACUUGAUAACGAAAUAUGAAAGCAGUUUCAAGACAGAAAAAUCUGAAAUUGUUCUUUCUAUUUUGACUGAAAAGUUCGAAAAGAAAAAAGUUAAGAAUGCGACUCUGUGAGGAACGCGCCGUGCACAACUCCUGUCGUGUACGCCCAUCCGGCUUGUGGCCAAGUCGACGGCCUCAAUUACGCGGUAUUUCUGAAAGACUUUUCCUCUGAAACAUGAUACUUUAGAUUUUGAAUGAGAACUACGACCUAGAUGACGUCAACCAGAAUCUCACACUCAACGUCAGUUUCAACCCGAUGCAGAGGGCCAACGAGGGACCUACACUCUACUAUGUCGGCAUCUACGGCGACGCCCUCAACUACAAGACCCAAGAAGAGGUCAGAACCUUUUUCCUCUAAACAAUAGCCCUCUCACAACCAAAAAUAUUCUCUCCAAGUUAUAAGUCUUCGAGAAAUUUUCGGAGUCAUGAAUAAUCUUCUUGGAAAGGAUGGAUUUGGCCUAAAAAUGCCUGAAGAACCUGAACUGCAUGAUGAACCUCUAACCUGUCAUUUUCAUGAGGAGUGCACGAUAAUUUUUCACUAUAAAAACGUACUAACAGUAUUUUCUGUAAAAUAGUCAAUGAAACUAACAAUUAAAAUCCUGGGAUUAUUUAACUCUUGAUUCAGCAUGGUUAAAGGUCUUCCUAGAACGAGUUAUAAAUUGCCUGAUCAUUUUUGAGGAGGAUUUUAGGCUAAACUAACUUUCCAAAAAGUAACUGGAUAUGAAACUCUAACAAAAAUCAUCAAAAACAUGAAGUUUAUAAAACAAAGUUCGUUGAAAAAAGCAAAAACUUUUUCGAUGACUUCAAAUAAAAUAUUACAUCGAAAAAUAAUUGAAACCGAGCUCACUUCAUCAAAACUAUACUUUUCUCUGACCACAAAAGAUCAAAAAGAAUAACAUGAACCUUUCUGCAGUUUAAAACUCAAGUUGCACGUUUCUAAUCCAACUCGAAAUGUUGACAAAAAGCAUGAAAACGGCCGAGAAAUAACCGCUUAGAAACUCAGCUGGCUACGGGGUGCAGUUGCAGGAGACGUUCCUCGGCGUCAACAUCACGCGGCUCAUCGGAAGCGUCAGCAGUUGUUUGGCCUUGGAUCGGAACGGCUUUUGCGAGGUCAGUCCCAGCAAUUCCCAGCUGAAGUUCUUUUUAGAUGAACACGCCGAAUAAUUCGCUCGUCGUGAGCGGGAUUCAACCCAAACAUCUCUAUGGGAUAACUGUUUGCGCUGUGAAGGAUCCACGGAACCUCACUUUUCCCGACGUCAUGUCGCAAUCGAGAGCUAUCAAGCCGAAAGCCAACCGAUUGAUGAUAAUGAAAAAAGGUUGGUCAUUCUACCUGUCUUUCAAUUACAUGACAAAAUAGACAAAAGCUGAAUGUGCGCUCUAUGGCUUAUUCAUAAAAAAUUUUUGUGUGCUCUGAAAUGCAGCGCCAAAAGGACGCCGCAACUCUUUCUCUGACACACACUAUUUCGUCGUUAUCUAGCUGCGAGAAAACGACGAAAUAGUGUAAAGAGUUGUGCCCAGUUGUCUUUUUUUUCGAAAAAAGUUAGUUUUUUUCAUGUUGCGCCUCACUGAUUAUCCGUUGAGCGCACAUUCGCCUGAAAGGAAGACUUUCACGGCUAUUUUGUCGUUAACCCUUAUUUUUUGAAGAUAUCACCUUGCAGACUUUGCAAACCCCAUGGAACUAACCUCUCUUAUCACUACCACAAUGACUAACAUUCUUGAAACUUCGCUGAUAUCGCCCACUGACUAUAUUCCAACCGAUUCCGUCUCCACUAGUUUUGCUCUGGAAGCCGAGAGCUAUCAAAUAUGGGAGGAGCCGGGAUAUUCGCAAGAAAUGGAGGAAGACAUGUCCUUAGAUGGCCAUGAAAACGACACUCUUUUGUUGAUAAGCCGUUUGAAAAGAAGCGAAAACUCGGCAGCAUCGGCUGAAUCCGUUGACGCUUCCUUAUCCGGUGAAACCUUGCCAGUCUCAUCUCAAAACGAGACUAUAUUCGGAAUGAACGAUUCUAUGAACUUUAAAAACGAGACGGACUAUACAACGCCAGAAAAUCUAACAAUGACCACCAGCUUUUCUGAAAUGGAACGAAGGAGUAGGAAUGGUGAGGAGGGAAGCUUCCUUCUACCGCCUCAGCUGCAGAAUUUCGAAGAUUUUCGGCUGUUUCCGCUUUAAAAUUUGUUUUUUUUUUGAGUUCACAUGCCACGUAUAACCUAUCCACCGUUAAGCUUUGCGAAUUCGCACUUGCAAAUAAUAUCGCUUGUUUAUUAUUUUUUCGGCUCAAAACAUGAGAAAAAGUAGCGAAUAGCGAUUCAGCUCCUCUGUGUUUGAUAUGUUGCGCUUUCUGCUGCUUCUUUCAAAAACUUCUCUUUUUUUUCUUUCUCUAUCCAAUUUUUGAUUUUUUUUUUUCUUGCUCCUUUUGGCUAACCAUGGAGCCUUUUUUUUCGUCGAAUGAGAAAAAAAUGGAUUUGCAGAAGUUGGAAAGAACCACGCCGGCAUGAUCGUCGGAAUCGUUCUUGGCUCCCUGGCCGCUCUGGCCUCGCUUGUCGUAGCCGUCUUGUUUUACCUGAAAAGGAAACAUCGGAAACAGGAAAAACUCUACAAGCUCAAAAUCGCUCAGAUUGAGAGAGAGAAACAGAAUCGAUACACCGAUUUUCCUAAAAAGUGCAUCAUUUUCCUAGAACAGAACUUGAGGUUCUUAUUUUCAGGCACGAUAUCUGGGAGAUUGAACGUCGGAAUUUGAUAAUUCAUAAUGACAAAAAGUUGGGGUCUGGAGCUUUUGGCGCGGUUUACCUUGGUAAUAAUUACCAAUGAACAAUUCAGUUCAAAAAAGUGUUCAGGUAAAUUGAUCGGAAAGUCUCUGGGUCAUAAAGACGCGAAUUCUCCACUCGGAAUCAACUUGAUGAGAGCAGAAAACUGUCAGGUUUGUAGAAACUCAGCGAAUAAUGAGAAAAUUUCUGUUUCUCAGGUUGCCAUAAAGAUGCUUCCCGAGUACGCUGAUGACAUGUCGAAAAGCGAGUUUUUGAUGGAAAUCAGUUUGAUGAAAUCUCUGGGUUAUCACGAGAGGUUGGUCCAAACAUUUGGAAGGAAAAUGCCGCAUUUAAUUUUAAUUUAAAUAGUCAAGUCACUUGAGACCAUUGUUUUUUUCAAAGUCGGACUAUGUAGAAAAGGAAAAACUCGCCUGCAAUAACUGGAGACGUCGUUUUGCAAAUGUAAAAUAUAGAUUUACUUCGGCAAUUGAUCAAAUUUUCUGUCUGAAUCUACAAAUGGCAUGAAAUCAAAACUUCAAAAUGUUUCGCUGUUACUGGAGUACUAGAUCGGAAAAUAUCCCUUCCUUUCAUGUUGUACUUUUUUCGUUUCAGACUGGUGAACAUGCUGGCGUGUAUCACGGACAGCGAACCGUUGUGUCUCGUCGUGGAGUACUGUAGCGACGGAGACCUGCUGCAGUUCUUGAGGGAGCGCUGCAAGUACAUGAUGAAGGUGAGACCAGCUCCUCGAUCCCGCCAACGUCUUCUAGCUUGACGAACUCGGCAUCAAUUACCACGAGGCUCCCGAGGACGACAACUUCGACUUGGACAUGAUCGUGACGCUGAAGCAGCUGCUGCAGUUUGCAGUCCAGAUCAGCUACGGCUUGGUGCUUCCCACGUCUUCUCAUUUAACUCUGAACGAAAUGUUUGCAGGAAUACUUAUCGCAGAAAGGCUUCGUGCAUCGCGACGUCGCCGCCCGGAACGUCCUUGUCCACGACGGCAACAUCUGCAAGAUCGGCGAUUUCGGACUCUGUCGCUACAUUUACGGCGACACCGGUCAAUACAAAAGCAAGGUUAGUUUUUCUUGAUGAACUAAUUUCGUCGAUCUGUUUUCAAGCAUAUCUAAAAGCCUUCCAGGCCUACUACGAAAGAAUGUCAUAUGCUUUUUCUUUUCUGUUUUUGUGCUUUUUCCAUUGAUUACCUUCAGGGAGGCCGUCUGCCGUUGAAAUGGAUGUCUCCAGAGUCCAUUCGCAACUACGAGUUUUCGAUUAAAAGUGACGUGUGAGUGGAAGUCUUACUGAUGGUUAAAUGUUUUUAUUUGUUUUUCAGGUGGUCUUUCGGUAUUCUUCUGUUCGAAAUCAUCACUCUAGGAGGCUCUCCGUAUCCUGGAAUUGCACCGGAAGACAUGCUGACAUUCCUGGAGAACGGCGGUCGGAUAGAGCAGCCAGAUAAUUGUCCGCAGAACUUGUGAGUCGAAGGAGUUUUCAAACACUAUUCAUAACACACAUUUCAGUAGUAAUCCAGUAAUCAAGUUUUUUAAACGGUAAAUGUCUUCAAUUUUGGGGUUUCAAAGUUUGAACAUUUAGAAAUUGAACAGAAAGGAUAAAAGUGAGUCAAAAAGUGUUUAGGAAACAAAAAAACGGUUUAAUUUUUUGAAUUCUCGUAACUUUUCUCAAAAAAUUGAAUAUUUAACCCAGCGUAUUAGAGAUAAGAGUAAAAAUAAUGAAGCUGUUUCGUAGCUACUCGUUGAUGGAAGAAUGUUGGCAAGGGAUCCCGGAGGAAAGGCCUGAGUUCUCGGACAUCAGACAGAAGCUCGCCUCUCAGCUCGAGGAAAUCACUGGUAACUACUUUUUGAUCAUUCGGCAAUUUUUCCCUCUUCGUUUCUUCCCACUCGGAUAUAGUUUGAACUCAUGCUGUGGCUUUCAAAGGAGACUAGGAUCAAUAAAAACUCCACCAUUUGGAAAAUAUCCAAAAAAUUUUUUGAUGAAUAUGGCUCGGCUUUCCAAUUUUUGAGCCCAGAUGUAAGAUUAAGGGGAAAAACUAUAUCUUAUGCAUGACCUUAGUCUGAUUUGAAAGCUCCACUGUGAGAUCUGACUGUUUCUUUGUUAGUUCAUCUAUGUUCUCGAAAAAUUGCAUGGUAGUCAUUUACCUUGCGGGACUUUUUUUCGUUCUUUUCGACCCUCUUUUGUGUUUUCAGAGGACUACAGUUAUCUGAAGCUCGACGCGGCCAAGGACUACUAUAACGUCCAAUACGAUGAUCACAAGGUUCUUUUUUGAAAGUUAGCUCUUUGAAGAUGAUUGGGAACGUUUUUUAUCCUCUGAAUGAAGCUCGACUGUUGUUCAAAGAACGAAAUUUCUCUUCAUUUUGAGUUUUGAGAACGAAAAAAAAUUUAUGAGGCUUAAGUUUCCCCUUUUUAGUUUCUCCGUCGGCUAAUUUUUAAACUUUACAACAUUUUCAAAUUGAAAAAAUCGACGAAUGAGAGUAUUGAACAGCAGGACGUGGUGAUCGUGCCGGAGAGCGGGAAAAUGACGAGGAUUUCUCGAGACAGCCUUCCGGUCGACGACUCCUUCGACGGCAGCGAGAAGAGCCACUCGACAUGGAAGUCGCGUGAAGACGUCAGACAUCUUGACGACGUCGACGUCAUCUCCAUCGAUGCUCGAAGCCUCAACGGCACUUACAACACACAAAAAGCAUCUUGUUAG
Caenorhabditis auriculariae is the source of this 7131-nucleotide messenger RNA. Lineage: Eukaryota; Metazoa; Nematoda; Chromadorea; Rhabditida; Rhabditidae. The record is from the annotation of a GenBank genome assembly.